AUGGCGCGGGAAGACUAUAACGAUGAAGACAACGAAGAUAGCGACCAGAUAUUAGCUGAAAAAUUUGGUCUAUGUACAUUUAUCCAGGUGUAUAAAAGAUAUCGUGCAUCCCUAGUGGAAAAGAAAUAUGGCAAUAAGGCAAGCAAAUGGUUCGGCAAGAUAUCGUGCUACUCAAGCACCUCUGGCACUAGGAUAACUUUUGUAGAAGGGGAUGUUAUCCAGUAUCAGCACGAGAACAUCGGACUUAUCCAGUCGAUCUUUAUUUACGAGAUGUACGAAGGGAUUGAGCGGAUCUUUUUUCUUGUUAACCCUACGUUUUCCGAUAGACAAGCAGCAGAUCCUAUCUUAGGGCUUCCGAUAAUCAGAAUCAAUCGUGGAGAUGAGGUUAUUGUCGGCCUUCCAAUAGUGGAGGGGAAGAAGCAGUAUACGAUACAGCUGCCUCCAGAACAGGAUCCAAGAACCACCGGACAAGAUAAAGCAUAUGAAUAUCUGAUUCAUUGUACCUGGAAUGUUGAGUUCUUCUAG
Molecule: messenger RNA, 525 nt
Organism: Aspergillus terreus NIH2624
Lineage: Eukaryota; Fungi; Ascomycota; Eurotiomycetes; Eurotiales; Aspergillaceae
Exons: 3
Coding region: 1-525 (174 amino acids)
Source: RefSeq, a predicted model, not a curated record